Molecule: messenger RNA, 3157 nt
Organism: Harmonia axyridis
Lineage: Eukaryota; Metazoa; Arthropoda; Insecta; Coleoptera; Coccinellidae
Gene: DZIP1
Product: zinc finger protein DZIP1
Exons: 8
Coding region: 516-3011 (831 amino acids)
Biological process (GO): cilium assembly
Cellular component (GO): ciliary basal body; cytoplasm
Source: RefSeq, a predicted model, not a curated record
GAGUAAUCCGUAACUCCCGAAAACACAAAAAAAAACUAAAAUUCGAUGUUUGGAUAACUAUAUUUGACAUUUCAUGAAUUGUAAUCAAUUAUUCGUAAUUGAAAAUUCCAUUUUUCAGAGACAACAGAUCCGAUCGAUUUGACAUUCUGCAUGCAGAUAUGUAAUAAAAUUCCGAGCCAGGUUUAAGAUGUCUAAAAUACUGAUGUGUUCACUGGUUAGAUUUUGUUCAAGAUAAAGAUAAUUCUGGCAGCUCGGCUCGACAUGGGUCCCUAUUCGCUGUUCUUCCUUAAGGUGGCGCUAUAAAAAUAACUGACCAAUCAAUGGCAUCAUUUUAAAAUUUUCAUUUGUUCUGUCAAAAGUUGAUCGACUUUAAUUUAACCUCCAAACGAUAUUGACAGAAUGAUGACGUGAGCACCAUAAGAAACGAUGCCGAAAUCAAGUGAAAAAGAGCCAAUAUAAUUGAAAUCCAAGAAGGCUGGUCCCUUCAAAAGUCACUUUAAGAAAAACUUUUCCAAAUGUGGCUGAAUAAUUAUGAGUGGCACUUGGAUUAUAUCCGCUUAGCUAAAGAUAGUAGCUUUUCAUUUGAAAGAACGAAGUUUCCUUUGGAUAAGAAUAAAAUUUGUUUAUUAGAUGUGGAUAAGGUAAUUGAAGAAAAGGAUGUCGCAAUCAUUGAACAAUUGUUGCCAUCUCUUGUUCAGUAUAAUAUAGACACUAAUGAGCACAUAGGGAUAAUAGACCAGAAUUUCUUAAAAAUGUUUCGAAUGUCACAACUCGCUGUUGAAUAUCUCCUUUUUUGCAAGAAAUAUUUAGAUCACUCUGUCAUUUUGAUAAAAGAAGAAAUUAAAGAUAUAAAAAUGGAAAAUGAAGAAUUGAGGAUUUUCAACAAUGAACUGAAAAAACACACAGACACAUUAUUAGCAAAACUAAAGAAGAGGGAGCUAGCUACAACUUUUAAAUGCAAUAAGUGCUUGAAAGCAUUUUCAACUGAAGAAUAUUUAACUGCACAUAUUGAUCGUCGUCAUACUAAUAAAAAUAAUGAAAGUUUUGAGUUGGGUAUUGAAACCGAGAUAAAGGAAAUAAAAGAAAAAUUGAAUAAUACUGAAAAACUCAUUAAAAACGAGGAAUUGAAUCCGAAAUUAGAAGACACAUUGAAUAAAAAUUACUCUAAAGUAAGUGAAUUACUACUAAAAUUUGAAUCCUUAAGGAGCCAAGUAGAGAACGAUUUUAAAAUGUUGCACAAUCAAAAAGAUUUUGAAGAAAAAUAUCUGAAAGUUUUCCAAAGUGCCCUUGAAAAUGUGAAAACCCAGAUCAAUAACGAAUUGAGUCUUCAAAGCUCUCCUUAUAGAUUUCAUGAUAAGAGAAAUAGUAUAACACAAACAGAUUUAGAUGAAAUAAACACAUCUGAAAAAAUUGUUCAAGCAGAUGAGAUUUCAGAAACAAUGGAAAGAACAGGGAAAACACAGUUAUACGAACAAAAAUUUGAGAAACUUGAAGUUCAAAUGAAAAGUGCCUGUGAGAAUAUUUCUAACACUAUGGGAUCCUCUCUGAAAAAUAUAGAGAUACAAAUGCAAGCAUUGUGGGACAAGUUGCAGGGUUUAGAAUCUAAGAAGUUAACUCAAGAUCUUCCAGAUGUGAAUGAAACAAAGGAUAGUCAAGUUGAAAAGGAAUUGAGAAAACCUACACCUAAAUUGAGAAAAAGACCAAGUAGAAGCAUAUCUAAUAAAUCUUCAGAACAAAUGCUGAUGCCCAAAGAAAUCAAAUCAGAAAGACCUUCUUCCGAUACUAGACAUAAUAUUCUUGACGAUAUCGAAGACAAAGAGAUACCAAUUGAUUUGAAUGAAGUAACUAUGGUUAAAAGUUCAAAAUCACUGUCAAAACCUGAUACAAAGCUUGACGAUUUGGAUAGAAUUGAUGUUUUGGAUGAAAUUGAACCCUCUACAACCAUAACAGUAGUAAAAAGUAUAAAUUCCCUUUAUGAAACGGAAGAUCUAGAAUCAGAGGAAGAGGACCCUGUACGAUCAUCAGAAGUUAAUUCAGAAUCAGAACGUUCUCCAGAUGAAGGCUCUAACAAUGAAUAUCCCUCAAAAGUUACUGUCCUUCAUAAAGAAAAAUCUGGAUCGACUUUGGGAAAAAGAUCUAUCUCAAGUUUGAGACGAGCUUCUUUGAGUUCUGAAGUAAUAGAAAGGCUGAAGAAAGAAAUGAGGAAAGUAUUGAUGGAAAGAUUAAAUAUGUUAGGAGUAUCAAAUGAAUGGAAAGGUAUCCCGGAGCAGACUUACUCAAGAGUUAUGGAUAUUUUAAAUCAUCAAGCAAAAUUGGUAGAAAAGUCAGUCCCUAACUACAAAAAUAUUCGUUCUGAGUUAUUGAUGAAAGCAGAACAGGAAUUUUGCAGUAAAGGAUCAUUGAAGAGUGUCGAAAAUCAAACAAAAAUCAAGAAAACCAAGGUCAAAGGAACUUUCUCUCCCAGAAGUUGGAGCAAUAAAAAUGGUUCUUUUAGAAUAAGGAAACAUCAAUCUGCGCCACAAGUAGAAAUAAGAAACCGAAAAAUGUAUGAAUCUGACAGCAGCAGCGAGGAAGAAAAUAAGAAAAAAAAUCUGAAAAAAACAGCCUCCACGAUAGUUCAAUAUUCUGCAGUGAUUGAGGAAUUGAGACAAACACAAAGAUCGGAAGAGAAUCUCCUUGAUCAUAAGAGCAAAACGAAUAUUUCUUUACCUGAUAAUAAUCUUGAUUUACAAAUGAAAGGAGUUUUGAAAAACUUUCCAACUGCAGGUCCUGUACCGAAAAAAAGGGUGUUAUUUGAUUUGAAAAGCCAGGAUUCGGAAAUUCAAAAACCUAUUACAAGAGAUGUUGGUGGAGGAAGUACCACAAGUGUUGCAAGUUCUGUAUUGGAUUUGUCGGAUGAAAGUUCACCAAUAAUAGAAGAUGAGAAAAAACCUGAAACAGUACUUGAUAUCAAAGAUUUUUCAGAUAGUGAUUUCAGCAUUCUUAAUAGUGGGAAAAUCAUUCAAAAAUGAAAAAAAAAGAAAUAGAUAUAUUUAAAAGAAAACAAUCAAUGAAGAAAAGUUAGUGAUAAUGAAUUGUUAUUGUUGAAUGUUUUGUAUUGAUUACAUUGUUAAAAUUCUAUAAAUGCAGUUGUGUAAUAUAAAUUUGAUUAGCAGUU